Molecule: messenger RNA, 3751 nt
Organism: Haliotis rubra (blacklip abalone)
Lineage: Eukaryota; Metazoa; Mollusca; Gastropoda; Lepetellida; Haliotidae
Product: cyclic nucleotide-binding domain-containing protein 2-like
Exons: 13
Coding region: 382-2886 (834 amino acids)
Source: RefSeq, a predicted model, not a curated record
ACGUACAUGUAGGUACAAACUUGAUAGGGGGAAACCUGCGUGCCAACUGCCCCUCCAUCAUAGUCAAGAUGCGUCUGAUAUUGAACGCCCAAUUGGUCGAUUGCCUUGGAGACAGGGUGUGCAUGUUUAAAGCGUUUGUUCCGGAUCACACCGCUCGUGCAGGCCAUAGGAUACAAUGAUGGAGUAUAAACACCAGGUAAUUAUCUCACUGACUGCUAUGGACGGGAUGCAUGUUAACUGCGACACUGGGAAACAUUCACGAUGUUAUUGAUAUCGUUGUGGUGAUAAGGACAAGAACUCGUCUAGCGAGACGUUGGUGUCAAGGAGUACCCUUGUGUAUGUGGUGCUGCAGAAUCUUUAAUAUUUACCAUUUAUGCUAACAUGGAAGUGUUUAAAGUUCGUGGUACAUUCACACCUCAUCAGAAACUUGUGUCUUUCAAUGCAAUACCGGAAUCCUCGAAUAAGUGUAAAAUCCAACUUUAUGAUACAAGCGGACAUGUAAAAUUCAUUCCGGAUUUUACACGAAGAACUGGACUCAGACCGGCAACCACAGAAUCUGACUUAUGGCCGCCGAUGGCUUCACACAGAAAGAACGAUAAGAAGACUCAAUAUCUGUUGAAGGUGGCAAGACGAAUUCAGCUUCGAAUGGACAAUACGAACAGCACAACAACAUCGGAAGAUGUGUCUGCAGUGUCUAAGGACACAAGUAAAACCACCAGCUCUUUCAGCCUCGACCUUCUUCAGAACAAACCAGCUAUCAUCAAACGGAGAAGAACAGUUCACGGUGUGACUUCAACAGAACAGAAAACAAAUAUUUUGGAAAUAGAAAUACCAUCUGUAGGUGUUCCGUCGACCGGCAGUCGGACCUCGUGUACGUCAAACACCAGCGAACAGACCCGGGACAAAGGUAUCGGCCGCAAUCGAUUGAUCACGGUAACCUCAAGCCAACCCUGUAUUCAGGACGAACCCAGGGGCACCGAAAGCACCUCGGAAAUAUCUGAUUCCGAUUACAGUGGGUCAGUAGAUCGCAUAGACAUACAGAAACAAAGAGCAGGUGAUGUGUUCCCAACAGUGGACGAAAAUGUGUCAACGUCGUGUGAAAGUCUGCGCACUACCCUUGACGCAUAUCAGGAAAGAGCGGCACGAGUCACGUGGGACAAAAAGACGGCACGAUUUCGUAGUUUUCGAAGACUGAGAUAUGGAAAGUCCUAUCAUAAUUUGCUUCAACAGAAUGUUCGUGCUACUAACAAGGACCAAAUGGAUGCAGUGGCGUCCAGGAAACAGAAAGCACUGCGAAGAGUCCGUUCAUACGGCGAUGUCCAUGAGAAAUAUGAAUUUCGUACAUUUCGUCCACUGUACAAAUUCCGACGAGCUGUCCGGACAGUUAUUGUGUUGAUGAAGGCUACCGUGUCCAGCAGUCAGACACCGCAGCGGAGUGAACGUCAAGCCAUGUCGUGGACCCAGGUCCAUGACGACGUCGGUACGUCAAGACGAGCGUAUGAACGAUUUGGACUCACCUUUGACCCCAGCAUCUUUCGAGCCAACAGGGAGGCUCAGCUGAGUACCGAAGCCAAGGCUAUCCUGUCUAUGGACCCUGUGGACAGGACGGAAGAGCAGCUGCAUCUCGCUCUAGCAUCUCUGAAACAAGCCGUGGACGCUUUCGGAGAGUUCCCCAUCAAGAUGCAGAGGUCCCUGGUCAAGGUUGGGUGGUAUGAACAUUUCGAGCGGAAGAGAGUUAUCAUUCGACAAGGCCACGUUGCUGAGAAUUUCUACUUUAUCCUCUCUGGUAUCGCGGUUGUGACUGUACUGGAGACACACAAACAGACGGGGGAACAGUAUGGUCACACAGUCGCCAUGCUAAAGAAGGGGAAUAGUUUUGGGGAGUUGGCGCUGAUGCACGGAUCCCGACGCAGUGCGACAGUAACGUGCAAAAACGAUGUGGAACUCCUUGCGGUGGGGAGACAGGACUUCAUCGACAUUUUCAUGAACGUGGAGAAAAACAAAGAACCAGAGCAUAUCACCUUUCUUCGUUCCAUCGACACCUUGCGUGGAUGGCCUUUGGAGGUUCUUCCAUAUAACGACCCAAAGACCUGCAUCUACACCUAUUUCAGGCGUGGCGUCCUGCUCUGCAAGGAGAGCAACACCACCGACUGGAUCUACGUUAUCCUCACCGGAUCCUGCCGAGUGCUGAAGUCCCUAUACGCCACCAAACCCACCUACGAGAAGAACGACUAUACCGACAAGAAUAAAAUCAACACAGAUUGUGCAAGGUUUGGAAGUGUAUCCCUUCCGCUGUCCGCCCGCAACACGCCUGAAGAAUGUGUGCCCAGCAGUCUCGCCAAGUCUCGUCACCGCAGGAGGAAUGAGAAGAAAACGGGAAGACGACGACAAGCAGUCACGUGUCUACCUGUCAUUACAACCCGCAGUCAAGAAGAUCUGGCCAAGUCUGCUGAGGAUCAUGUCCGUGAGUUGGACCAGAUGCUGAAGAACGACAGCCUUAUAGACUUGUUUAAUGAGAUUCCACCCAGGAAGAAAUCUUCAUCCAACAACGAUGGCCAAGAAAAAGUGUUUGUCCAGAUACAAAAACUGGGCCCCAAAGAGAUAUACGGCUUAGAGCAAGCAGUAUUCAGUAUGAUGGGUACCACUACCAACACCAGCCUCGUUUCUGAUGGCGCCGAAUGCGUGCUCAUCAACCGGAAAUUCUUCCUGCAUCACCUUUCUGAGAGUACCGCGAAGAGAAUGCGGAGAAUGAUCCAACCGAUUCCAUCUGAUGACAGUCUGCAACAGAAACUCCAAAACAAGGCCAACUGGGAGGCGUUUAAAGCCUUGACGGUCACAGACUACUUGGUGUAUAGGAAACAUCUUCAGGAUUUCCUGAACUUGUAACAUAUUAAUUAGACGAUAAAGCUACUAUGUUUUCAAUUUUGCGGUCCUUUAUCGUUGAUUUAAGAACACACAAUGUAAUUUAAGAACCGAACCUGUUUUUCAAAUUGAAAACAGAGAAGCUUUAUCGUCAUUCUAGCACGACUGAUAAGCGUUUUAAAACCGGACUCGUUGAGGCGCAAGAACACAAUUGAUGGGGCCAUUUUCCAGGAGAUUGCUUGGAAUCGUCCAGUUAUAGACAGGUUGUGUAAGGAACAAAAUAAGACAUCUCCAACAACAUAAAGGGCUUUUGUUCAAGAACCAGAAUGUUUGUAUUUGUAACAAGUAGCAUAAAUAUAUUACAAAAAAUAAUACAAUUUAUACUGUGAGCAAGUACAAAUACUGGACUUUUCUCAACCAAAUUAUUAAUCUCCCCUAACUGUAACUGGCUAAAUUUAGUCGCCGCUAACUUUAUUCACGUGAGUAAUUGUUAAUGACCACGAUGCUGUUCCCAAUUUGGAAAUGCCAGUUUUAAGUAUGGUUUUGAUGAGUUCUCAGCCAAUCAGAAUCGAGUAUCACAUAAUGUCGUGCUGGAAUGCCUGUUUGUCAACGUUGUGUUUGUGUGCUGUCAGAAUCUGUGUUGUUCAUGUCAGAAACAUCCAAGCAUCAUCCUUCAUCGUCUUUGGCAACAUAACCUCCACGUUGACCUUCGGUGUAUGUUGCCAUUGUAAAAGUCUGUUUUCAAACAACAGAAACAUAAAACGUCGACAGCAUGCAGUGAAUGCCUUAUGCUUGGUAAUACAAACAAAACUACUAUAGCAUCAAAGAACUGAAUGUUUUGUGACCAUUCACAUAUGUCUUAUAUGCAAAGAAACGUGUCAGUUAUUCA